This is a messenger RNA of Scatophagus argus, 1756 nucleotides long. It is a transcript of the gene eif1ad, whose product is annotated as eukaryotic translation initiation factor 1A domain containing. The coding region runs from base 266 to 799 and encodes 177 amino acids. Gene Ontology annotation, cellular component: nucleus. Lineage: Eukaryota; Metazoa; Chordata; Actinopteri; Scatophagidae. Gene Ontology annotation, biological process: translational initiation. The record is from RefSeq and is a predicted model, not a curated record. Gene Ontology annotation, molecular function: RNA binding; translation initiation factor activity. The transcript is spliced from 5 exons.
GCUGAGCGUAGGAGUAGCUUUGUGUUAAUGUUAGCCUGCUCAGCUAAUAUAGCGUUAAAUCACAACUAUUAUGUUUAAUUGUUGGAAAGCAGCUAUUUACUUACGUCUCUAGCUGAUUGCCGCUAUUACUUACUACUAGUAAGUUGAGAGAAUUUGACGUGCCGUCUCUCGUCUUUCCAACACCGAGGUGGCGUUAGCCAAAGUUUUAUACAAAGAAGUUGCUAAGCUAACUGCUGGCGAAGGAAGCUGAAGCUCACGGUUUAUAAUGUCACAGGCUACUAAACGCAAACACGUUGUCAAAGAGGUUCUCGGAGACUUUGUCACGCCGACUGAAAGUCAGCAGAUUGUGAAGGUUAUCGGUAGCCGUGGUAACAACCUCCACGAGGUUGUCACGGCCCAGGGUGAGACUUUCCUGGUGAGCAUGCCCACCAAGUUCCGCAAGAACAUCUGGAUCAAGAGAGGUGACUAUGUGAUUGUGGAUCCCAUUGAGGAAGGAGAGAAGGUGAAGGCAGAGAUCAGCUUCAUUCUCUACAAAGAUCACAUUCAGUAUCUGCAAAAACAACAGCACUGGCCACAGGGGUUUAUGGAGGAGCCGAUGGUUCAAGACCAGACAAACAAACAGCAGGAGAAGGAAGAGGAGACGGAGGAGAAAGUUGAGGAAGAGGACUUUAGUGACUCUGAAGAUGAGAGUGACCUCUUUGUGAACACCAACCGCUAUAACUACCAGUACAGCGAGAGUGAGGAGGACAGCGAGGAUGAAGAUGAUGACAAAGACGAAAGGACAGAAAAUGACUCCUAGUGUCAACACUGAGGACAAGGACAAUUGAGAGUGAGUAGUCUUGAGACAGUGUCCUCUGCUGUGCUGCUGUUAUCGCUGACGGAUUUGAAAUGAUCAUCUCCAUGCAACAGCCUGUGACAGCAUGUUGUAGCUGUUAAAAUGCCGGACUUGUGGAAUGGACUUCAGCUUAAUGGAGCAAAAUAAGACUUGUUUGUUAAAUUGAUUCCAAAAAAUCAGUAAUGUUGAAUGUUAACUGAAUUUACAUCAAAAUCCAGUCAAUUCCAAUGUUUGAAAUUGUAUUGAUUAUUGCUACUAUAUUUUCAGGGAAUGUGUUAAUAUACUCCAUUCCAUUGCAGCCAUUGCUUUAUAGCCACAACAGGUGAUUCUGUAUGUCCAGGCCAUGCCGUGCUUAACUAAACUAAAAUAAUUUUUUCACUGUUGACAUAAUACAUAUCUGUCAUGUGUGAUUUUCAGUCCUGGCGAUGGAUGAUUGUUAAGUCAGAGCUUUGAGGCAUGAUGAGAAUUUGAACAUGUUUCAGGUUUUACCAGUCGUCUGACAGAUUGCAGUUUGCAGCUAGCUGGCCCAGUGACCACUCUUUCACAUAGCGGCUUUUUUGCUGUAACUGUGUGUCACUUUGUCACUGAAAGAUCCAGUCAGAAUGCUCUAAUUUCACCUAACUUUCAUCAUAUUGAUCAUUGUGACUGCUUUGUGCUUCAUCUUUUGCUCACAUUCCUUACCCAGAUUUGUGCAUUACCCAAAUCUGGGUAAGGAAUGUAACAAUGAAUAACAAUGAAUGAUAAAGAAAGAGAUUCAUUCUUGAGACACAAUCCUAUCCAUGACUUUGAUGCCAGGAAAUCAAAAUUUUGUCUUUGUAAAAAAAAAUUCCCUUUUCACAUUCAAAGAACCCUCUCCUCUGAAAACAGUUGUGCAGCAGUAAUACAAGCAUGUGUAUGGAAAUAAAGCCAUUUCUAAAAACA